AUGGCUCGCGAUAUCCUGAAAGCCGCCCAGUCGGCAUCCCAUGUCAUCUCCAUCUCCCAGAAAUACUCAGUCCGCUCCACCGGAAUUUGGGAACGCCUCCGUAAACUACUCGCCGUCGACCCCAACCGCUCCACUGGUAUCCCUCUGAACUCGCAGUUCCGCCUCCCUACACCCGGCUCUCUGCCUCCUCUGUCUUACGAUGACCCCGUCACCGUCCCUGCGGGUGACCUUGCCGACAACCCCUACUGGAAGCGCGACACCCGGCGGAGCUACCCCAAGCUGAGCACUGUGAGCCAGGCAGACGCCGUCAGCCUGCUUACCGUUGGAAGCCAAGCUGUCCCUAAGGACGACGUUCUGCAGAUCGGCGAGGCCGGUGCGAAGCAAUUGGUGGAGGUUCAGGAGCAGGGCCAGGAGCGUGGCUUGGCCGCUCUUUUCGAGAAGGACAAGAAGAGCAUCCAGGGUGUUUUGGGUGCCAACGGCCUGCCUCCCACGCCUGCCAACAUCAACACAAUUGCCCAGGCUUCGCAGUCCAAGUACGAGAUUAAUCGAGAGCAGGGUUACCCCGAUGUGUACCCGUGCCGUACAUUUGUUUGA
Messenger RNA from Penicillium daleae, 594 nucleotides. RefSeq lists its product as uncharacterized. The record is from RefSeq and is a predicted model, not a curated record. The transcript is spliced from 3 exons. NCBI's taxonomy places the organism in Eukaryota, Fungi, Ascomycota, Eurotiomycetes, Eurotiales, Aspergillaceae. The coding region runs from base 1 to 594 and encodes 197 amino acids.